AUGGCGAAGAAGGAACACGAGAUCCACGACCAGACUAAUCUCUUGACAGGGAGUCGCUUGAUCAUCACUUUUUGCGCCCUUGCCUCUGCUUUACUGGUCACAUACAUCGACCAGAACUCGAUCGGUGUGGUAUUACCUACUGUCGGGAGAGAUCUCAACAGUGCAUCUACUAUAGUCUGGGCUGGCACCUCUUCACUUAUCGCCAACACGUCCUUCCAGGUUCUAUAUGGCCGACUGUCAGAUAUCCUUGGCCGAAAGGUCAUCCUCCUCACCUGUCUAUGCCUUCUUGCACUGGGUGAUUUACUAUGCGGCUUCGCUCAGACGGGCCCACAGCUGUAUGCCUUUCGAGGUAUAUCUGGUCUUGCCAAUGGCGGUAUCAUGGCCUUGGUAAUGAUGGUAGUAUCAGAUGUAACGACCCUGGAGCAGAGGGGCAAAUAUCAAGGGAUUCUGGGAUCUUGUGUCGGCCUUGGUAACACCAUCGGUCCUUUUGUUGCUGCAGCCUUUACCAGGAAUGCUACAUGGCGAGCAACAUUCUACUUCAUCGCUCCACUGGCAGUGUGUAUUGCAGCGAUGUUGUACUUUGUGCUGCCACCUCAAAGCAUUCCACAGGAGCCCUUAAGCGUAAAGCUACGGAAGAUCGACUGGAUCGGCAUUGUCUUGAGUUCUGCAGGAGCAAUGCUUCUCCUCAUUCCCAUAUCCGGCAUAGGGGUCCAAUUCGAUAGCAAGAGCCCCAUGGUCAUAUCUAUGCUCACGCUGGGGUCUGUCUUCAUGACCGCAUUUGUUCUAAAUGAGUGGAAGCUAGCUCGGCUGCCAAUGUUCCCAUUGAGGCUGUUUAAGAAUCCCGCACUUGGAGCUAUGCUUACCCAGAACUUCUUGAUCGGCAUCGUAUUCUACAGCUUGCUGUACUACCUUCCAAUCUACUAUCAAAGUGCACGACAAAUGAGCUUAAUUACCUCGGCGGCUAUGAUUAUACCCAUUGUCAUCCCACAGGCCAUAGCCUCUGCGUUGUCAGGCCAGUAUAUCUCUCGACGGAAACGGUACGGAGAGGUGCUGUGGACCGGGUACAUCUGCUGGGUGAUAGGCACGGCGCUGCAUUGCAUUUUCAGCCGCACUCUCUCUGUUGUCGCCAUCGUCUUCAUUCUCAUCGUCGAAGGUGUCGGUGUUGGUCUCGUCUUCCAACCUACCUUGGUCGCAGCUCAAGCACAUGCGCCAAAACAAGACAGGGCCGUGGUCAUCAGUGCUCGCAAUUAUAUCCGUGCACUUGGUGGCUCAGGAGGCCUGGCCAUUGCAUCUGCCAUAUUCUCUAACUCCCUGUUGAGCAGUCUUCCCAACGAUCUGCCGCAAAACAUCACGCGCCAAAUUCAAGACUCAAUUUUUGACAUGCCACUGCUUGAUGGCUUGUCUGUGGAACAGCAAAACCAAGUCAAGGACGCAUAUGUCAAUGCAGCUAGAUCUGUUUUCUAUUUAUGGGCAGGAGCCAUGGCUUGCUGCCUUUGCUUGAUGGUGUUCAUCAAGGACAAAGGUCUGACAAGGCAAGAGGAAAAGGCGCCUCCAAGAUCAGCUGAAGCUAUCAAUACAGACGCACCAAGCCGAUUUCCAGAGCCGGAGAUGACCUCGACUGUACAAGAGACCAAGUCAGCAGUUUAG
Molecule: messenger RNA, 1647 nt
Organism: Exophiala spinifera
Lineage: Eukaryota; Fungi; Ascomycota; Eurotiomycetes; Chaetothyriales; Herpotrichiellaceae
Exons: 4
Coding region: 1-1647 (548 amino acids)
Biological process (GO): transmembrane transport
Molecular function (GO): transmembrane transporter activity
Source: RefSeq, a predicted model, not a curated record